UCCGUAAAAGAGUAAGGCUAAUUUCGUCAUUUCAAUUUUUUCUGAUGAAAGUAAUCAAUUAAAAUCUAGCAUAAAUAAGGAAAUCCAAAACCCGAUUCAUUGCAUCUCUCUCAAUCAUGCGAAUUUGAUUGCUCGCCAGAUUUGAAAGAAGCUCAGUCAGCGUUGCAGCUAUCCCAAAUGUUGCAAUGAAAUUGUAGCAAACUGUCGUUUGUUUUAGGAUUUACAAGACCUAGGAGCAUCAUUUGUAGAGGCUGAUAUCUUACCGGCAAAAGAAUCAGAAGAAUUUGACUCCUAUUUGUGGCUAAUGGCAACCAAUGAAAAUCUUCCACCUAAUGUGGUAAAACAACUCGCCAAGGAACUGAAGAAUCUUGAUGAAACUCCACCUGAAGGCAUUAAAGUAUGCAUUAAUGAUGAUGAUUUCUCCACCAUAUUUGCUUAUAUUGAAGGACCAGCUGGAACUCCAUAUGAAAAUGGUGUUUUUCGCAUGAAGUUAUUGUUAUUGCAUGACUUCCCACAAUCGCCUCCCAAAGGCUAUUUUCUGACAAAGAUCUUUCAUCCUAAUAUUGCAACUAAUGGUGAGAUUUGCGUAAACACACUGAAAAAAGAUUGGAAUCCAAGUCUUGGAUUGCGACAUGUUCUUCUUGUGGUCAGGUGUCUACUGAUAGAGCCAUUCCCAGAAUCGGCUCUAAAUGAACAGGCUGGCAAGAUGUUGCUCGAGAACUAUGAGGAAUAUGCAAAGCAUGCCAGGCUCUACACUGGGAUCCAUGCCCUUAAGCCAAAAGCAAAAUCCAAGACAGGCGCCAUCUCCGAGUCUACCACUGCACUGAAUGUGGACCAAACAAACACAGUCUGUAGCACGACCGCUCUGUCAUUGCCAUCUCCUUUACCCAGCAGCAAAGCAGGUAGCGGAGCUGGCAACGGCCAAGAUCAGCCUGCAACUACUACCACCAUGGAGACCAUGUCAAUAGGAGGGGCAUCAACGGUUCAAAAGAAGGAAGGGCUGUCUGUUGUCGCCACUGCUGCUGCUGCCACCAACAAAGUCCAGAUGGUGGACAAGAAGAAGAUGGAUGCUAGAAAGAAAAGCUUGAAGAGAUUAUAGACAGGAAUAGCCCUGUAUGCUGAACUUUCAGUAAUGGAGUUGGAAAUGGAAAUGCAGUAACUGUGUUGGGGGCUAACAUGAUUUGAGUUGGUAGAAGAGAAUGGCAGAAAAUAACAAUGAGAAGAUAAAAGGGGAUAACAGUAUGCACCGAGGAGAAGAGUGGAUCAAAUGGUCUGCCACAGGAGUUGGACGUUGAGUUGCCAUGGUCCUGUGAUUCCAAACCGUUGAUCUGAUGGGACCCACUGUUGAUGGGGAAUGACAUGGAAACCACUCAGAUCAGAAGAUCUGCUCCAUGCAGGAUUCUCAGCCUCCGGCGGUCAUUUAUGUUCAGUAAUCAUAACUCUUUGAUCUCCCAAUAGAUCCGAUGAUGAUGUGAAGAUGGUAUUGGAAAUCUCCCAGCUUGGUAGACCUAUUGGUUUU
Magnolia sinica is the source of this 1519-nucleotide messenger RNA. Its product is annotated as ubiquitin-conjugating enzyme E2 22-like. Bases 305 to 1099 code for a protein of 264 amino acids. NCBI's taxonomy places the organism in Eukaryota, Viridiplantae, Streptophyta, Magnoliopsida, Magnoliales, Magnoliaceae. The transcript is spliced from 7 exons. The record is from RefSeq and is a predicted model, not a curated record.